Molecule: messenger RNA, 810 nt
Organism: Halichondria panicea
Lineage: Eukaryota; Metazoa; Porifera; Demospongiae; Suberitida; Halichondriidae
Product: carbohydrate sulfotransferase 11-like
Exons: 2
Coding region: 1-810 (269 amino acids)
Biological process (GO): carbohydrate biosynthetic process
Cellular component (GO): membrane
Molecular function (GO): sulfotransferase activity
Source: RefSeq, a predicted model, not a curated record
AUGAUGCUGAGACUCUCUUCUGCUUUGUUCCAAAGGUUAUUAGUUGGGUGCACCAAUCUCAAAGUGUUGUACUUUGUCGCCCAAGGGCUGCUACCACCAGAACUUAUUGACACCUCAUCGCACAAGCGAGUGAAGGACAACCUUAUCAAAGAAGUGGUUGCCUCCAACUCCCUGACUGAUCUCCCCAAAGAAACAUCUGAUACGCUCAUUAAGGACUACUACAAGUUUGUAAUGUACCGACACCCGCUGGAGCGAUUAGUCAGUGCUUAUAGGAGCAAAGUACGGAGGAGACCACUGAGCGGUAUCGAUGAUGAGCAACCACACUACAACUGGCUAAAAAAGAAGAUAUACAAACACACUCAUCCUGAAGAGUAUAAGGAAUGGUUCAAAGGAGCCGGAUCACGCGAUGUGGAUAUUUCCUUCCGAGAUUUUAUUACCUACUGGCUAGAGAAUGAUCAUUAUCGAACACAACAUGACGAACAUUUGAUGCCAAUAUUUGACCUCUGUGCACCUUGUAAUGUCAGAUACGAUUACUAUGGUCAUUUUGAAACAUUUGAACAAGAUGCGAGAGUACUUGUUGAACAGAUUGGAACAGAUAUGACGUACCUAAGAAAAGAAUACUACAAUCAAGAAAGUAAUAGAACGUCGUUCAUUGCACUCAACCUUUAUAUGGAAUUGAGUGACAAACAAAAGACAGCUGUUUUAGAACGACUUUCACAAGACAUCGAUUUUUACUAUCACCUUUUUCCAUACAAAAGAGACAGCCACAAAUUCAUUCUUGAUAUAACAAAAGAUUUGUCUCUACCCUGA